AUGCCAACUAUAAUGUAUAGUUCAUUUUUAGGGGUUUAUGUGAUCUCCACAGACUCAAACAGAUCGAUACCUGAGUGUAACCACGAAGAGGCAGACACACGGAUCGUCGUCCACGUUCUCCAUGCCAUUCAAGUCGAGCAAGCAAAGUCUGUAUUGGUCAGAAACGUUGAUACAGACGUCGUCGUCAUCCUAGUAGGAACGUUCUACAAUCUUAAAUCAAUCGUUCCCGACAUAGACCUGUGGGUGGCUUUUGGAAUGAGAGGCCACUUCUCGUACAUCAACAUUAACACCAUCUGUGUCAGCCUGGGUGAAGCAAGGUCUAGAUCACUACCAGUUUCCCAUGCGCUUACUGGUUGUGAUAUCACGUCAUCCUUUUAUGGGAAAGGCAAGAAGUCCGCCUGGCAGGCAUGGGAGCUGUAUCCAGAUGUUACCUCGACUUUCGAGUUUCUGGCAAAGAACGCUUACCAUCACCUAACGGCAGACUCUGCCCAUUUCAAGAAAAUUGAACGGUAUGUUGUCGUCCUGUUUGAAAAAUCGGGCCCACUGGAUUCCAUAAACAAGACGAGGAUGGAGCUGUUCUGUAAGAACAACAGAGCAAUGGUCAAGCUUCCGCCAACACAGGUAACUAUGACAGCUUGCAUGCUAAGAGUUUUUCUUUACUGUAUUGCUAUUCAUGAUGCUUCAUUCAACGAUUACAUUUUCUUUCAAUCACAAGGAUGCUCUCCUACAACAUGUUCAUCGUUCAAUUUUCCAAGCCGGAAUAUGGUCGACCAGUGAGCACUCACAACAGGCAGUAGCAUCUCCAGACAGGUUUUCUUGGAAGGAAGAGGGAGGAUCAUGGGUACCGAAAUGGAUAACCAUACCCGAGGUCUCGAAGGCUUGCAGCGAACUAACAAAGUGUACCUGCAUGCAAAGGUUCAUGCACAAGAUGCAAGUGCGCUAA
Messenger RNA from Paramuricea clavata, 943 nucleotides. NCBI's taxonomy places the organism in Eukaryota, Metazoa, Cnidaria, Anthozoa, Malacalcyonacea, Plexauridae. The record is from the annotation of a GenBank genome assembly.